This is a messenger RNA of Setaria italica (foxtail millet), 1419 nucleotides long. Its product is annotated as protein YABBY 5. Lineage: Eukaryota; Viridiplantae; Streptophyta; Magnoliopsida; Poales; Poaceae. Bases 314 to 1108 code for a protein of 264 amino acids. The transcript is spliced from 7 exons. The record is from RefSeq and is a predicted model, not a curated record. Gene Ontology annotation, cellular component: nucleus. Gene Ontology annotation, biological process: cell fate commitment; regulation of leaf development; multicellular organism development.
GCCGAUCGUUGAUCAGCUCGUCACAUCGAGAUACCGCACCCACAUCCAGCCCCAGGGGGGGACCGAGCCGCCCGGCACGCCCCUAUAUAACCCUCCCUCCUCCCAUCCCCGCUCUCCCGUGCUCAUCCAUCCAUCCACUCUCGCCAAGGCAGGGCCUCCUUCUCCUCGCUGUGCUGCCCCGCAGUUGCAGAACACUUGCCUCGCUCUCCAGCGCGCGCCCGCCCAAGCACCGGAGAGCUCGCGCGGCAGGCACACCCGCCGGCCGGAGGGGGGGCUACGACUGUUCUGUGCAAGCACGGCAAAGCUUGGCGCGAUGAUGUCGUCGGUGCCGGAGGCGGCGUUCGCCAUGGACCAGCACCUCGCGCCGCCGCAGUUGCAGACGGCGGCGGAGCAGGAGCAGCUCUGCUACGUGCACUGCAAGUGCUGCGACACCAUCCUCGCGGUGGGCGUGCCGUGCAGCAGCCUCUUCAAGACGGUCACCGUGCGGUGCGGCCACUGCGCCAACCUGCUCUCCGUCAACCUCCGCGGCCUCCUGCUGCCGACGGCGGCGGCCAACAACCAGCUCCCCUUCGGCGGCCAGCAGCAGGCUCUCCUCUCUCCGACCUCCCCGCACGGCCUACUUGAUGAGAUGAUGCCGUUCCAACAAGCGCCGAGCCUGACGAGUGCUGAACCGGCGAGCGCUUGCGUGAGCACCAUCACCAGCAUCAACAACAGCUGCGGCGGCCGCAACAACGCGUCGGCCAUGUCCAUGGCGCCGCCGCCGCUGAAGCCUGCACCGCAGGAGCCGCAGCUGCCCAAAAGCGCGGCGUCCGGGAACAGAACUGCAGAGAAGCGGCAAAGAGUUCCUUCGGCAUACAACCGAUUCAUCAAAGAUGAGAUCCAGCGCAUCAAGGCCAGCAACCCGGACAUCACUCACAGGGAGGCUUUCAGCGCGGCUGCCAAGAACUGGGCCCAUUUCCCACACAUCCAUUUCGGUCUCAUGCCGGAUCAGGGCCUCAAGAAGGCCUCUAUGCAAAAUCACGAGGGAGGUGAAUGCAUGCUUUUCAAGGAUGGCCUCUACGCCGCCGCCGCCGCCGCAGCAUCUAGCAUGGGCAUUGCUCCCUUCUGAUCUUCACGGACCGGGAUGAUCGACAGAGUUCUGCCUUUGUGCAUCUAGCAAUAGGGCACAGCUUAGUGUUUCUGCCUCGUUCCCUCGAUAUCUUGUUGCUAGCUAGUUUAGCUUUAAUGUUUCCUCCGGAGGAUCUGAAACGUAUCUCUCAGUAACCGCAUGUCGGUAUCUAUGCGUACUCUUCUUCUUCUAGUUCUGCUUCCGUUCCGUUUUUUCAGUUUUUCUGUAACCUGGACUCCUGGAGAGGUUGACAUGUGCGUAUGCUGCCUCUUAUAUAAUAUGGACAUAAUUCUAGCUGGAUCUUUGGCUGA